AUGGCCAGAAUUGAUCAAGCCACAUUUCUUCUCCUUCCUCUCCUAGUCCUUUUGCUGGUUAAAUCCUCUCAUGCUGCGGGUGGAAUUUCCAUCUACUGGGGUCAGAACGGCAAUGAAGGAACUCUAGCACAAACAUGUGCCACAGGAAGAUAUGCUUAUGUCAACAUAGCUUUCCUCAACAAGUUUGGCAAUGGUCAAACCCCAGAAAUGAACCUUGCCGGUCAUUGCAACCCCGCAAGCGGUGGUUGUAGAACUGUCAGCAGCGACAUCAAAAGUUGUCAGCAGCAAGGAAUUAAGGUGCUGCUUUCUCUUGGUGGUGGCAUUGGAAACUAUACUCUAGCCUCUAAAGGUGAUGCCAGAAAUGUAGCAGAUUACUUGUGGAACAAUUUCUUGGGAGGAAAGUCAUCUUCUCGUCCCCUAGGUGAUGCUGUUUUGGAUGGCAUUGAUUUUGACAUAGAGCAAGGAUCGACUCUAUAUUGGGAGGAUCUUGCUCGUUGUUUAUCUGAAUAUGGCAAGCAAGGAAGAAAAGUGUAUUUAGCAGCAGCUCCUCAGUGUCCAUUCCCAGAUAGAAAUUUAGGGACUGCCCUUAAUACUGGUCUUUUUGACUAUGUUUGGGUUCAAUUCUACAACAACCGGCCAUGCCAGUACAGUUCAGGUAACAUUACUAACCUCGUAAAUUCAUGGAACCGAUGGACUACGUCAAUAAAUGCCGGAAAGAUGUUUCUAGGGUUGCCGGCAGCUCCUGCUGCAGCUGGAAGCGGUUACAUCCCACCAGAUGUGUUGACUUCUCAAAUUCUGCCGGUGAUAAAGAAGUCACCUAAGUAUGGAGGUGUCAUGCUUUGGUCAAAGUUUUGGGAUGAUCAGAAUGGGUACAGCCACUCCAUUCUGAGCAGCGUAUGA
Molecule: messenger RNA, 900 nt
Organism: Dovyalis caffra
Lineage: Eukaryota; Viridiplantae; Streptophyta; Magnoliopsida; Malpighiales; Salicaceae
Source: the annotation of a GenBank genome assembly